Molecule: messenger RNA, 1851 nt
Organism: Sesamum indicum (sesame)
Lineage: Eukaryota; Viridiplantae; Streptophyta; Magnoliopsida; Lamiales; Pedaliaceae
Molecular function (GO): phosphoglycerate dehydrogenase activity
Source: RefSeq, a predicted model, not a curated record
CCCGCGUCUGACGCGUGUGACUACUACGCUCCAGUUGUCCUUUGUCUCUUCUUCUUGUUAUUUCUCUCAUUUUCAGCUCUUUUGAGUUGGAGAGCCUUUAAUUCAACACAUCCUGAAAAUCCCCAAUUUUGAUGUCUAGAAUUUGCCCUGAAAUGAUCCCAAGAGCGUGAAAUUCCAUACUCAAAACCCUAAUCUGUGCGGAAUAGUGCGAUUGACGUACCCAAACUUAGGGUUUUUGAAAAUGGACAAGAACGAGGAUGAAUUACAGCUAGCGAUGUACAAGUCCCCGAGUUUCACAGGUGGAUGCCUGGAAAUUCGGCUUUUCUACGUCCGCAUCUCGCCUUGUGCGGUGGACGACGUCCCGGACCAGCUCAAGCUCCGCCACCUCCGAACCGAGGUCGGUGUUUCAUUGGAAAUCAACGGCGCACGCGUCCCGUCAUCGGAGUCUGUUUCUAUUACCCUUCGUCGCGAUCGCGUCGAUAAGGAUUCCUCCGAGGUUACGUACGUUAGCACCGACAGCGUUAAAAUUUCGGGUCCCGCGGAAUUCGAGGUCUGCGAAGAGAGGGAUGAUUUUGAUUUAAUUCUAUGUGGCUCUCUGCAGAGAGCUGAUGCUGCGGCUCCGUGGAGUAAUGAGAGUGCGUUGGAUAAUGAUAUGAAAACUGGGUGGGGUAUGGAGUGUUAUGUGGCCGCCUCCAUUACGAAUGGAAGGUCGCCAUUUUUCCAGCCGAAGAUUGGGGUUUGCUCUCCAUCCAUUGAAGUUUACGUAGCUGGGUGUUGCUCGGGGACGCCUGUCAUUUUGACGAAGACGAUUUUGAUUAGUCCGAGGAGGAAGGUGGCGAGGCAAGGGAUGAUUCUUGAUGCUAUCCCUGAGGACGAGGAGAUGGGGAAGGAGCAAAGGAGUUUCUGUAACGGUUUGGCAAGGCAGCGGAAAUUGCAGUUCACAGCAGCUGACAUGGAUGACUACGAGUCAGAUAGGAAAGUGGGAUACAGCUAUUACUCUGACGAUAUGUACUAUGGUGAAGAUGGCCAGCUUUCCUGGUUCAAUGCGGGUGUGAGGGUUGGUGUGGGAAUAGGGCUUGGGGUGUGCCUGGGCGUUGGAAUUGGUGUUGGCCUGCUUAUGCGAUCGUAUCAAGCUACAACUAGGAAUUUCAGAAGGAGAUUUUUCUGAUUCUACAUUCUGCCAAGGAAAAUAGUGAUGGUUAUCAUGGAAACAUAUUUCCUUUGGGAUCGCUACCUAGAGACAUGAUGACGCAGCUGAAGAGUAAGAAGAAGCUCACCAAUAUAUAGCUACUUAAAAUGUGGCGUAUAAUCUGCUGCUACCCAAAAUUCUAGUUAUGGUAAAGGUGCUGCUUUUAUCUAUGCUGCCAAGUUCUUCCAUCGUGCGCCACUGGAAGUGUUCAUGUAUCAGUGUGAAAUGUUAAAUACUCGGCCUGGUGUGCUACAAGGGAUGCUGGGUUGAUGUGUGGAUAUGGUCUGUUAAUCUGGUCUCUAUCUCUGUGCUUGAUCCUCCGUAGAUAUACGUUCUCUUUUAUGAAGUCGUUUGGUCUGAUCAUCUUUUGGAGUAACUUUUUUUUCUCCUUAUUGCGUUUUUCUGUAUCCAGCUUAAACAUUAUAGCCAAUUUUGUUCUCUUUUGUGACUGCCCAAAUAAGUAGGCAUGGUGGGCAUAAGAGUUGCUGCUUCACAGUACAUUGUUGUAGAGUUCUAUAACAUCAUUGCCGCCUUGUUGUUUGAGAUCAGAGACUUUGUUUAGAUCCGCGCCUGUGUUGAGUUGAUUUGAUGGAUGAAGCUCUUCUAAUUUAUGCAAUGAGCACAUUGCAGUGGGUUGUUACAAUAAAGAACCUUUUCUCCUA